Molecule: messenger RNA, 2357 nt
Organism: Lates calcarifer (barramundi perch)
Lineage: Eukaryota; Metazoa; Chordata; Actinopteri; Centropomidae
Gene: rgmd
Product: RGM domain family, member D
Exons: 3
Coding region: 188-1438 (416 amino acids)
Biological process (GO): BMP signaling pathway
Cellular component (GO): plasma membrane
Molecular function (GO): coreceptor activity
Source: RefSeq, a predicted model, not a curated record
CCGUUGUCGAACCUUGCUGGACCACUGUAUUUCCCCCUGUUGAUGCUUCAUUUAUUAACUUUGUUAGCUACCAUGCAUGGGGGUCCAACUUUCUGGCCUCUGAACGUGUUGGUCGCUCCUAUGUCCGAGCCUGAGAUAAGAAACCACCUCACCACACUACAGCGACGGAGCAGGUUCUGUUUGGAUUAUGAAGUUGGUUUAUUUCAUACGUUGUGCCAGUUUCAAAUCUCACUGCCAGCAGUGUCGAAUCCAGCGCUGCAAUGCGGAGUACGUGGCUUCUACCUCACCCUCUAGUGGUCUGCAGGAGGAUGUGGCUCUGGAUGUGGACUACUGCAUCGCCCUGCGGGCCUACGCCCUGUGCACCCGGCGGCAGGCCCGCAGCUGCAGGGGUGACCUGGUCUACCACUCGGCUGUCUUCCGCAUUAAGGAGUUAUUCUCUCAGCACAACUGCUCCAGCGAUGGGCCCACCUCCCCCGCCAAGGUCCCCAGCACGUCUCGGCCGGCCGUGUCAGAGCUGUGCGACUACGAGAAUCGGGUCCUUGUGUCGGGCUCGGCUGGUCAGCAGAAGAAAUACGCCCACUGUGGAUUAUUCGGAGACCCGCACCUACGGACUUUCCGAGACGAGUUUCAGACCUGCAAGGUGGAAGGGGCAUGGCCUCUGAUCGACAACCGCUUCCUGUCGGUGCAGGUGACCAACGUGCCUGUGGUCCUCGGCUCGAGUGCUACAGCAACCAGCAAGAUCACAGUGAUCUUUAAGUCCUACCACGGCUGUACAGAUCAGAAGGUAUACCAGGCCACCACUGAGGAUCUGCCGUUGGCUUUUCAGGAUGGUACUCGCAGUGGAGGUGAGAGCGGCAGCCUGACCAUUGUAGAGCGAGGUGGCUCUGGAGUGGGCCGGCAUGUGAAGAUUCAGGCCCGUUACAUCGGCACGUCCAUCAUCAUUCGGCGCGUAGGCAGCUACUUGACCUUCGCCAUCCGCAUGCCAGAGGACAACCUGGACUUUUCGGAGGACAGUGGCGGUCUGCAGCUCUGUCUGCACGGUUGCCCGCGGAACGAGCUCAUCAAAGAGCACACGCUGGGCCGUCAGAGCCAGCAGCCCCGACUGCAGGGCACCAACACAGAGCUGGGCCCUCUGCGGCCUCCUCACCAGGUCUACACAGUGGAACGGGCCACGGCCAAGUGUAGAGAGACUCUGCAGGUGGAGGAUGUUUACUUUCAGUCCUGUGUGUUUGACUUGCUGACCACAGGAGACCCUGAGUUCUCUAUGGCAGCCUAUGGCGCUCUGGAGGAUUUAAAGGCACUGCCGCCCAGUAAACUGAAGCAGAACUCCCCGAGGACUCCUCUUCUAUACAACAGAGGGGUGUCACACACGUCGGCUGCAGCAGCAGCCAACAGCCCCCUGCUCUCACUCCUACUCCUCAUUCUGCUGCUUUUGUAAAAAAAAAUAAAUAAAUAAAUAAAUAUAAAUGAUUUUAAAAAGGAGAGACGUGGAGGCAUUUCCAGCUUGAGGAAAGAGUGACUAGAGCGCAGACAUAUAUGUUUUGUUUUCUUUUUUUUUUUGAAUUUUUUAAUGUUUCUCUGUUUUUGUCAUUUGAAGGAUUUCGCUCUCAAAAAAGAUGACACUUGUUCCCACUUUACAUUUUCUGUGGAUUAAUAUAGGGAUCACAUCAUUUGAGGAAAAACACAAUUACACAGUCAAAUCUUUUAAAUUGUGUGUGCUGACCUCAAGGUGGCUGAAAAAGUUUUUUUGUAAAUAUUUCAUUUUUACUGAGAAAAAGCACAACCUCCAAACACUUCUCCAUGAAUGGAGCUACAUAUAACUCCAUAAACUGUAAGCUGUGUUUUUUUAUGCAGAGCAAUGUGGCAUUUAGAUCCUGUAUAAUCCAGUAAUAUCAAUAGCACUUACAGGUUUUAACAGCAAGUUUUGUGUAUUUAUAUGUUGUUUUUUGGUCUAUUUCAACAGUUAUUUCAGAAAUCGGCAUGCUAAAUACACAGGAUCCAACAACUGUAUGUAAAAACUACCUAUCCAUAAUAUAUGAUGCAUCAGUGUGAUAUUCUCAGCAGCUCUCAUCUUCUGUGAAACACUCCUCUUCAAGCUGUUUGGCUUCCAGUCAUAAAGGCAAAAAAAAAACAAAAAAACCCCACAAAUCUUUAUAUAAUAAUAUAUUAAAAGAGUGUAUAUAUGUGUUUUAUAUUGUGUACAUUUGCCUGUGUAUAGAUGUUUUAACUGUAAUAUGUUUUACAUUUGUUGUGUUUAGUAGGUUAUUUUCAGACAUUGUAAGAAAAGUAAACUAAUAUGUGUUGUGUUGUAUCUGUAAUUUUCUGUAUUAAAGUGUUGGACACUCUGGAUGAAGAGA